UAAAAGAAGAGGUCAUGGACUGUCUACGUUGCCAGAAGAUCAGCCCACAAUGCAUCAAAAAAAAGUACUGCUUCACUGCACAGACUCAGGCCUGGACAUUCCUCCAGACGUGCGAGUUGGGACCUCAGCAAUGGCCUCCAGGGCCCUGGAGGCCAAGGACCAGGGAUCGGUGACUUUCAUGGAUGUGGCCGUGGACUUCACCCGGGAGGAGUGGGGCCAGCUGGGCCCCGGCCAGAGGAAGCUAUAUCGGGACGUGAUGCUGGAGAACUACCAGAACCUUCUCUCGCUGGGGACAGGGCUCCUGGGGCCUACACCGGAUGUGAUCUCAUACCUGGAGAGAGGGGAAGAGCCCAAGAUGGAGGAGAGAGGAAGCCAGCGAGCAACCCAAGCAGACUUGGCGUCAAGCUCUGCGUCUGCUCAGGAGACUUGUCCAAAAAAGAGUAUUUCUGAAGAGGCAGCUUCCCAGCUGGGGAAGGUGGAGGGAAUUUUGAGGGCUGUACUUGGAGAUGCCAAGUGGGGAUGUUCCAGGCUGGGCCCCUGUCUGUCAGAGGACCAGGGAAGUCAAGAGAGGCAUAUGGGAUGUUUGUUUGCCCCUCCCAAGGAAAACACCUGUGGGGAGAGAAGCCUUAGCUAUAAAGAACUUGGGAGAAGCCUCCGGCGUGUCUCUGCCUUCGUGAGGAAGCAGAGAGUGCUGGGUGGAGAGAGGCCUCUGAAGAGGAAGAGGCCAAGAAAGAGCUUGAAAUGCCACUGGACCUUUGUGGAAAAGAAGCCAUUUAGCUGCGCAGAAUGCAGGAAGGCCUUCGUGUACCACGCAGACUAUGUGCUCCACCAGAGAAUUCACACCGGGGAGAAACCCUACAAGUGUCAGGAUUGUGGGAAAGCCUUCAGUAACAGCUCGUACUUCAUUCAGCACCACAUCAUCCACACCGGGGAGAAGCCAUACACGUGCAGCGAGUGUGGCAAGACCUUCACCCAGAGCUCGUCGCUCACCGAGCACCAGAGGAUCCACACCGGAGAGAAGCCAUACAAGUGCACGGAGUGCGGAAAGGCCUUCACCCAGAGCUCCUCCCUCAUCAAACACCAGCGCUGCCACACCGGGGAGAAGCCCUAUAAGUGCAGUCAGUGUGGGAAGUUCUACUCGCAGGUCUCCCAUCUCACCCGCCACCAGAAGAUCCACACAGGGGAGAAGCCCUACAAGUGUGGGGAGUGUGGCAAGGCUUUCUGCCACACCUCCUCACUGGGGCAGCAUCAGACCAUCCACACCGGGGAGAAGCCCUACAAAUGUAAUGAAUGUGGGAAAACCUUCAGCCACAGCUCCUCCCUCACCCAGCACCAGCGUGUUCACACUGGAGAGAAACCCUACGAGUGCCCUGAGUGCGGCAAAGCCUUCAGCCACAGCUCCUCCCUGACUCAGCACCAGAGGAUUCACACUGGUGAGAAGCCCUUCUGCUGCAAUGAGUGCGGGAAAGCUUACACACAAAUCUCCCACCUCAUGCGGCACCAGAGCAUUCACAUGGGGGAGAAGCCCUAUGUCUGCCACGAGUGUGGAAAGGCUUUCAGCCACACUUCAUCCUUCACUCAGCAUCAGACAAUUCACACCGGCGAAAAGCCCUACAAAUGUAAUGAGUGUGGCAAAACCUUUAGCCAGAACUCCUCUCUGACGCGCCACCAGAGGAUUCACACAGGGGAGAAGCCCUAUGAGUGUAAAGUCUGUGGGAAGGCCUACACGCAGAUUUCCCACCUCAUUCAACACCAGAGGGUUCACACCGGAGAGAAGCCAUAUGAGUGUGGUGAGUGUAGGAAAGCCUUCGGCCGGAGCACCCACCUCGUUGAGCAUCAGAAAAUCCACACAUGCGAGAAACCCUAUAAGUGUGGGGAAUGCGGGAAAAUGUUCAGUCACAAGUCCUCCCUGACGCAGCAUCAGAGAAUUCACACUGGUGAGAAACCCUAUGCCUGUCAGGAGUGUGGGAAAGCCUUCAACCAGAGCAUUCACCUUAUCCAGCAUCAGAGAAUUCAUUCUGGGGAGAAGCCCUAUAGAUGCAACUGUGGGAAGACCUAUGCCCAGAUCUCACACCUUAUACAACACCAGAAAGUUCAUCUGGGUGACAAACACUAUGUGUGUAGAGAAUGUGGAGAGGCUUUCAACUGGAGUUCACACCUAACUGAACAUCGCAGACUUCACACUGUGCAGAAUGCCUGUGUCUGCAAUGAAGCUGAGGAGGCCUUUGCUUGGCACCUGUAGCUUGCUGACUGUCAGAUGACUCCCGCUGUCUAGCAGGCCUGAGGGUUACAUACUGGCUGUUCUGUCAGGUUCUGGUCAGCUGUCACUCAUGCUAGUGACUUCCUCCUGGGGUGGGGGGGAACUCUACAACACACUGAAAAGUUGGUUUCUCUGUUUCCUAGAGGAAGGAUGGUGCCAGCUGGGACAGCUUCUUUUCAAUUUCGGAGCUUCCUCCAUGGAUUUGUCAACCCUGAAACACCCCCAAAUAGUGGGGUGCCUAGGGGCUGGUCUAAAUGGGAGGUGUCUUCAUCUGUGAUUUUUUUUUUUUUUAAGAUUGAUUUAUUUAUGGAGACAAGAACUGGAGUACAGGCCAGAGGUGUGGGGGGUGAGAGGAUUUACCAGAGAUAGAGUGGGGAGCAGAACAGUCCGAUCUACUGAAACACACUACUGAGGGGAGCUGCAGGGAGACAGGAGAGGUCUGCUGUGCCAUGUGGGUAGCUCCCUGGCCAGGGAUCAAACUUGUGCUGCAGUGGCUACAGGUAGCUUCACAGUUUGUGUCUUAACUCCUUGCACCCCCAGGGAGGCCUUUCAUCUGUGAACUUUAAUAAGAAGUGGUCUCUCUGAGUCGCUUUCAUUUAUCAACCAUUCAUUAAAUUGGAGCCUGAAAGUUCCCCGGAAAACCAUAGCUGUGAAGAUUCCAGUAAAAACUUCAGAUAGGCAUAACUGAACAAAAAUAACUGCCUGAUUUUAGUUUCUUUUUUUUUUUUUAAAGAUUUAUUUAUUUAUGUAUACAAGAACUGGGGUACAGGCCAAAGGUGCAGGGGGUGAAAAGAUUCACCAGAGACAGAGUGGGGAGCAGAACAGGCAGACUGACAGAAACACACUGCUGAGGGGAGCAGCGGGCGAGACAGGAGAGGUCUGCUGCACUAUGUGUGUCAGCUCCCUGGCCAGGGAUCGAACUCAGCUUGCAGUGGCUAAGGAUAGCUUGAUAGUGCUGAAUUUAACCCCUGCGCCACGGGAUUUUUAUAUAUUGACCUUUGGGGAUUAAAAAAAAAAGUGAAUGUCUCUACCUACAACUAGGUCACCCUCAGUAGACCUGUUUUUAUUUUUUCAUGUUUCCAUCCAAAUAUUUGAAAUGUUAUUUUAUUUAAUUGUGAUCAGUGUAGAAACAAUGUUGGCUUCUCUUUCCUUCAUCAUGCCAUGAGCACUGCCCUCGUCCCCACACACACCUCAUACUCAUCGAUGGCUGUGGAAUGGCUUAUAAAUCCACCCUCCAUUUAGACUUUGUACCCGACUGCUACAGGGUGUACAUGAAUUUUCGCAACUAUGAAUGUUACUAUGAGCAUUUCUGUGCUUCCUCUCUCCAUUUUUUUUUUUUUUUUUUUUGUGGGACCCUCGCCGGUGGCCCGGGAACGAACCAGCGCUGCAGAGGCUGCAGGCAGCCUCGCAGCCCAGCACUCAACCGCUGAGCCACCAGGGGAGGCCCUCCUCUCUCCUUUUGAGGGGAUUCUUUCUCUAAGUCACAUCCUCAGGGUAAGAAUGACAGAAUCUACACGCUGACCAUCUUCCUGCUUCCUGAAACACGUUGUCUUACUGCCUUCCAAGGGCUGGACCUAAUCUGCCUGCCAGACUCGGGGUGAGCCCCCAGACCCACUGCGCCAAUCACAUCAUCUCUUCAUGUGUCACAUAAAGUGACUGGUUCUUUUUGGAUCUUGCUUGGCUCUCUUCUCAACCCUUGGCCCAUGUGAACUACUUUCACUCUCUCAACAACCCUGGUGUUCUGGGUGUAGAAAUAAUGUUGGUUUCACCCCUUCAGUACACCAUGAGCACUGUUCCAUUUCAUAGGUGAGGACACUGAGGCACAGGAAGUGGCCAAAGUCUUAGGGCUAUGAGGUGGCUUAGACUGCAUUUAAGCCCUAGGAGUCUGGCUCCAGAAGUUUCGCUCUGGACCCUCUGCACGCUUCAGGUGACUAUGUUCCAUAUAUGUAACACACAUGAAAUGUCUCUGUGACCCCUGUGUGGGGCCAGUGCUUUCCCAGAAAUUCUGUGUCAGUUAGCAAUUUGAUUGGCUCUGGCUGUGGCUCGCCAGCAUCAUCCGUGUAACUAUUAAUAGGCCUGAAGGUCUUAACCAGGUUAUUUCCACUAAUCUUCUAUGACGGCUUUUUUAAAGAUUUAUUUUAUUUAUGCAUGUAAGAACUGGGGUACAGGCCAGAGGUGUGGGAGGUGAGUGGACUCACCAGAGACAGAGUGGGGAACAGAACAGGCAGAUGGACUGAAAUCCACUGCUGAGGGGAGCAGCAGGUGGAUCAGGAGAGGUCUGCUGCGCCAUCUGGGUCAGCUCCCUGGCCAGGGAUCAAACUCAGGCCACAGUGGUUUCCUAUAGCUUGAUAGUACUGAGACAACCCCUGCGCCACCAUUCUGUGGUGGUUUUUGAGGCUGAAGUAAUACUCAUUUGUUGUGAAUAAUUGAGACAACAGAACAUGAAGAAACCUACAGCUCUAUAAAUCUCCAUCCCAAAGAUUCUAAACUUUAUUCUAUGAAUGUGAACCUCCCUUUUUGUUUUUAUAAAACUGAUGUUCCGUAUAUAAAUAUAUAAGCUUUGUAGUACAAAUCAAGUGCAUCCGUCAGAUUUUAGAAGUCACUUUUCAUUUGACAUCAUGUGAACAUAUUCUUAUGACAACAUAAAAAACGUUUCAUACAUGGUGUAAAAAUAGGUGCUGUGGAUGGGAAGUGUCUUCAUCUGUGAUCUUUAUUUUUUUAAGAUUUAUUUAUUUUUGUAGACUCUUAAGAACCAGAGUAUAGGCCAGAGGUGUGGGGAGUGAGAGGAUUCACCAGAGACAGAGUGGGGAACGAAACAGGCAGAUUGACCGAAGUACACUGCUGAGGGGAGCUGCAGGGAGACAGGAGAAUCAUUUAAUAAUUGCAUACCAUUUCAUGCUAGGCUAGGGUUUAAAUUUUUUUAAUUAAUCUCUAUUAAUGGAAAUUUAGGUGGUUUUGUUUUCUUUUCCAUCAUUGGACAUUGAAUUUCUACAUGAAUUCCUAGAAAUUAACUCAUGCGAUCAUAAAUGUCCAUGUUUAAAAUUUUAAUAAACACUCUCCCCCCAAAAGCAGUGAACCUGCAUGACUCUGGAGGCAUUAUGAGUACCUGUUUCUCUGUUCCUCCACUUCCUUCACAGAUACUUGGUAUUAGUGUUCUUCUCUUUUUUACAUUUCUGAUCAGACAGGUUAAAAUUGUGAAAUGAAUUAACUUUUUAUGAGUUUAUUGAUGUUUUGUCUUCUGUGGGUUGCGUUUUCAUGCAUUUUGCCCAUUUUUCACUGGGCUGCCUUUUUGUAUAAACAAACAGGCAGGUGUUUGUACAUAUAAACACAUUCUCCCAGCUUUUUAUUUCCUUCUCAAUUUUGUGAUAUACUCUGCUAUACAGAAUUUUUUAAUUUUUAGAUAUUCAGGGCCUCCCUGGUGACGCAAGGGGUUAAGCACCGCACUAUGAAGCAAUCCGUAGCCUUUGCAGCAUUUCAAUCCCCGGCUGGCCAGGGAGCAACCCGCAUGGCGCAGCAGACCUCUCCUGUCUCGCCCACUGCUCCCCUCAGCAGUGUAAUUCAGUCUGCCUGUUUUGCUCCCCACUCUGUCUCUGGUGAAUC
This is a messenger RNA of Talpa occidentalis (Iberian mole), 5860 nucleotides long. RefSeq names its product zinc finger protein 883-like. Lineage: Eukaryota; Metazoa; Chordata; Mammalia; Eulipotyphla; Talpidae. Gene Ontology annotation, molecular function: DNA-binding transcription repressor activity, RNA polymerase II-specific. The record is from RefSeq and is a predicted model, not a curated record. The transcript has 5 exons. The coding region runs from base 50 to 2242 and encodes 730 amino acids. Gene Ontology annotation, biological process: regulation of cytokine production; negative regulation of transcription by RNA polymerase II; regulation of immune system process.